Molecule: messenger RNA, 2649 nt
Organism: Akanthomyces muscarius
Lineage: Eukaryota; Fungi; Ascomycota; Sordariomycetes; Hypocreales; Cordycipitaceae
Exons: 4
Coding region: 1-2649 (882 amino acids)
Biological process (GO): glucan catabolic process
Molecular function (GO): beta-glucosidase activity
Source: RefSeq, a predicted model, not a curated record
AUGAAGACAGCAUCCUUUGUGGCCGCAGCCCUUCUUGCUGUCGGCAGUGACGCCCUCUAUGGCAACAACACGAACUCCAACAGCACAGACGGGCAAACUGGUCCCCUCACCCACUCGCCUCCAUUCUACCCUUCGCCAUGGAUGGACCCCAGAGCAUCCGGCUGGGAGGACGCCUAUGCCCGGGCCCAGGCCUUUGUUUCUCAGUUGACUCUCGCCGAAAAAGUCAACAUCACCACCGGUGUUGGUUGGAUGGGUGAGAAGUGCGUUGGCAACGUCGGCUCCGUGCCCCGCCUGGGCAUGAAGAGUCUCUGCAUGCAGGACGGUCCUUUGGGCCUGCGAUUCAGCGAUUACAAUAGUGCCUUCCCCGUCGGCGUGACUGCUGGAGCUUCUUGGGCGCGUCAUCUCUGGCGCGAUCGUGGCAACGCCAUGGGCUCCGAGGCUCGCGACAAGGGAGUCGACGUUCUUCUUGGACCUGCCAGCGGUCCUCUCGGUCGUCUCGCCAAGGGUGGACGCAUUGGUGAAGCCUUUGGAGCGGACCCUUACCUGCAAGGCCAGGCCCUGGCCAACACAGUCACCGGUAUCCAGGGCGCCGGUGUCGUUGCUUGUGCCAAGCACUACAUUGCCAACGAGCAAGAGCAUUUCCGUCAAACCGGCGAAGCUCAAGGAUACGGUUUCAACAUUAGCGAGACCCUCUCUUCCAACGUCAAUGACAAGCUCAUGCACGAGUACUACUCUUGGCCUUUCCAAGAUGCCGUCAAGGCCGGAGUUGGCUCUAUCAUGUGCUCCUACAACCAGAUCAACAACUCGUACGGCUGUCAGAACUCCAAGAUGCUCAAUGGAAUUCUCAAGCACGAGUACGGAUUCCAGGGCUUCGUCAUGAGUGACUGGCAGGCUCAGCACUCCGGUGUGUCCAACGCCAUCGCCGGCAUGGACAUGGCUAUGCCCGGUGACACAAUCUUCAACACUGGUCGCAGCUACUGGGGUGGCAACCUGACCCUUGCCGUCCUCAAUGGAACAGUUCCUGCGUACAGAAUCGACGACAUGGCCAUGCGAAUCAUGGCUUCUCUUUUCAAGGUCGGCUGGGCUGUUGAGGGUGUCAAGGAUACCAACUUCUACUCAUGGAGCCGAAACACGUACGACUACCGCCACGCUGCCGCCAAGGAGAAUAUGGAGCAGGUCAACUUUCAAGUUGAUGUUCGAGCGAACCAUGCCAAUCAUAUCCGCGAGGCCGGCGCCAAGGGUGCCGUCAUCCUCAAGAACAACGAUGCUCUUCCCCUGAACAAGCCCAAGUUCCUUGCUAUAGUCGGUGAAGAUGCCGGUCCGAACCCGAAGGGCCCCAACGGCUGCCCUGAUCGUGGCUGCGAUGACGGCACAAACGCCAUGCUCUGGGGCUCUGGCACCUCCAACUUCCCCUACCUCAUUACCCCCGACAGCGCUCUGCAGCAACAGGCUAUUCAGGAUGGCACUCGCUAUGAGAGCGUUCUCAGCAAUUAUGACUGGAGCGCUACCCACGAUCUUGUUAGCCAGCCCAACGUCACUGCUAUUGUCUUUGCCAAUUCCAAUGCUGGCGAGGGCUACAUUUCUGUGGACCACAACGAAGGCGAUCGCAACAACCUGACUCUCUGGAAAAACGGCGAUGACUUGAUCAGGAACGUCUCUGCUCUCUGUGCCAACACCAUCGUCGUCAUUCACAGUGGUGGCCCGGUUUUGCUUGAUGAGAUCUCCAAGAACGAGAAUGUGACUGCCAUUAUUUGGGCUGGCCAGCCUGGCCAAGAAUCCGGCAACUCUCUGACUGACAUUCUUUACGGAAAGACAAGCCCUGGUCGUUCUCCCUUCACUUGGGGCGCUUCUGAGAAGGCUUAUGGCAACGACGUUCUCUAUAAGCCCAACAACGGCAAUGACGCUCCUCAAGACGAUUUCGCCGAGGGGGCGUUCUUUGACUAUCGUCACUUUGACAAGGAAUCUGAUGCUAAGCCUCGUUGCGAUCCCAAGGCUCCCGUCUAUGAAUUUGGCUUCGGCCUUUCCUGGUCUACUUUCGAGUACUCCAACCUUCAGAUUGUCAAGAAGAAUGACCGUCCUUACACACCUACCACUGGCAUGUCCAUUGCUGCCCCUACUUUUGGUAACUUCAGCAAAAACCUCAAGGACUAUGGCUUCCCUCCCGGUUUCCACUACGUCGAGCAGUUCAUCUACCCGUGGCUGAACAACACUUCGUCAGCACGCGAGGCUUCUGCCGACUCCAGCUAUGGCAAGACUGCAGACGAGUUCCUCCCUCCUCAUGCCAUCGAUGCAAACCCCCAGCCUAAGCACCCUGCUGGUGGCGAGCCAGGCGGCAACCGCGAGCUCUUUGAUGUGAUGUACGAGGUCACUGCCACAAUCACCAACACCGGCAAGACCAUGACCGACGAGGUUCCUCAGCUGUACCUCAGCCAUGGUGGCGAGGGUGAGCCUGUCCGCGUUCUCCGUGGCUUUGACCGCAUUGAACGUAUUGCGCCCGGUGCCACGGCCACUUUCCGUGUCGAGCUCACUCGCCGCGACAUCAGCAACUGGGAUGUCAAGGCUCAGAACUGGGUUGUGACUGAUGCGCCCAAGACUGUCUGGGUCGGUAGCAGUUCUCGCAAUCUGCCUCUUUCGGCCAAGCUUCAGUAG